Messenger RNA from Penaeus monodon (black tiger shrimp), 1507 nucleotides. RefSeq lists its product as uncharacterized. NCBI's taxonomy places the organism in Eukaryota, Metazoa, Arthropoda, Malacostraca, Decapoda, Penaeidae. The record is from RefSeq and is a predicted model, not a curated record.
GCAAGAGGACGUCAGGGACGCCGUCAACGCGGUGGCAGAGAAGAACCACGUGCUGCAGCUGUGCGUAGUUUGGCGCGGGGUGCGGCCCUGGUUUCGGCGCAUGGAGCAGCUGGUCGUGGACUUCGCCGUCGAGAACCAGGAUGCCAUGAGCGCCUUCCACGCGCUCAUGCAGAUGAAAUACAACUUCGCACAAGGCCCUUUGUGGCGAGCCAGGCUGGUUCCGUUGCCGCAGAAGCCUGUGGACGGGCGCCACGAGGCGGUGCUCAUUGUCAGCGCGCACCACUGCAUCACCGACGGCCUCACCAACAUGCUCAUCUGCAGCGACAUCAUGCACGUGCUCAACGCAACCAUGACGGGCGCCAUGUACGACGUCCCGACGCGCACCGUGAUCCCGGCCAUCACCGACGUGCUGUACUCGCGCACCGACUGGUGGUAUUCGCUCAAGUACUUGUGGAAAAAGUUCUACGGCACCUUCAUCCGUGACUACGGCACCAAACUCUACUUCAGAGGCAUCCUCCCUCAGCCUAGCACCGAGGAGGCCGCCACGAGAAUCCUGCACGAACAGCUCACCGUGGACAGUACCAAGAAGCUGGUGCAGCGCUGCAAGGAGGCCGGCGUGACAGUGCACUCCUGCGUCUCCGCCAUCGCGUACGUAGCCAUGUUCCGCGUGGCCCAACAGCGCGUCAAGGGCAAGCUGGACGAGGCCAUCGUGAACCUGUCCAACUGCGUCAACAUGAGACGCUACUUCAACCCCGCCAACAAGGAGUCCCCGGGCUGCCACAUUGCCCUCGAGGAGAAGGAGUUCCUCGUCCGGAACACCGACGGCGCGACGAGGGACAACUUCUGGGCGUUCGCGAAGCGCGUGCACGAACACCUGCACAAGAGCCUGAACGUCGAGCAUUACCCCAUCAAAAACUGCUCCGUGUACAUCCCCUUAGCCUUCAUCAUGUGCGUGAACCACGAGCUCACGCGCCGCGCCCGCAAGAACCUCACGGACUGCCACGUUAUCACCACCAACAUGGGCAACCUGCAGCACCUCCUGCCGAGCCACUACGGCGACGGCCCCGUGGAGAUCACCAGCCUCCUGCGCUCGGUCUCGAGCGAGCUGAUCGGCCACCCGUGCACCCUCACGUUCCACACGUUCCGCGGCAGGUUCAUGAUUUCCCUCGAUUACUUCACCAACAAGAUGACGGACGACGUCGCCAGCCAUUUCUUCUCCAACAUGACGGGUUAUAUCAACAACCUCGUUACCGUGGGAGCCAUCGAACGACAAGUGGCGUAGUUCCACCCGGUUCUAAGACCCUGCUGAGUCAGGGUCACGCAAGAGAGGGAAUUCAAAGGCUAUUAUGCGCUUGGGUGUUGGGCAUUUCCUAGACAUUCGGACGAAAAAAAUCACUUAAAAGUAAAAAACUGCCACACGGUUCUACAUGUGAAGCAAGCCAUGAAUUUUGUAUAUAGAGUGAUUAUUCGUUUCAAUGCAAUAUUUCCAGGUGUGGCAGAUAGAGAA